This is a messenger RNA of Dovyalis caffra, 1533 nucleotides long. Lineage: Eukaryota; Viridiplantae; Streptophyta; Magnoliopsida; Malpighiales; Salicaceae. The record is from the annotation of a GenBank genome assembly.
AUGACCGAACUCAAUAAGGCCGAUAACGAUGACCCCUUCCUUGUUCAAUAUCAACCGUCCGAUCUUAAAGUCGCAUCGGAGUUUCUUUCCACGUGGUUCCCUUUCCUCUCUAGGGAUCUCUGCAGCAACUGCACCAAAACUCUCUCCGAUCGCAUUCGCUCUCUCCUUCGGUUUUUGGCACGUUUGGCAAUUAUUGUAGAACUCAAAGGUGAAGAUAAGAGUGGGGAUCCUCCAAGGUUGAAUAAUAACGUGGAAUUGUCGAACGAGAAUUGUUGUUCUGAUGGUAAUUAUGAUAAUACUUCUGUGGGAAGUUUGAAAGAGGAAGAUGAGACGAAUUUGUCAGGUAGUUGGAAAGAUGGGACAAAUGGGUGUUCUGAACCACCUGUUUCAGAGGCUUCCAGUAGUGGAUUUCAUAGUGAGUGGCCCUCGGGGAUGUCUUGGGCAGAUAUGGCACAGGAAGAUGAACUUGCGGAAGAAGAGGAACAAGAACAAGAGGAGUUGAAUACACGGGUGGUUAAUGUGAAUGAUUCAACAGGUGGGUUGAGAAUAACAAAGGUUGUUGAGAAGGCUACAACGUUACCGAGGGAGCGAAGGGAACACAUUCGGUUUAUGAAUGUGAAGAGGACAAAGGAGUAUAUGUGUUUUGAGAAGCUUAAUGGGAAGCUUACUAAUAUUCUCCAGGGUCUGGAACUUCACACAGGUAUUUUCAGUGCUGUGGAGCAGAAGAGAAUUGUUGAUUGUGUGUAUGCAUUUCAAGAGAAAGGGAAAAAGGGAGAGUUGAAAGAACACACAUAUUCAGCUCCACAAAGGUGGAUGAGGGGCAAAGGACGUGUGACUCUCCAGUUUGGUUGUUGUUACAACUAUGCAACAGAUAAAAAUGGUAAUCCACCAGGUAUCCUCCAGGAUGAAAUGGUAGAUCCUAUACCUGACCUUUUUAAAGUGAUCAUCAGAAGGCUGGUCAGAUGGCAUGUUAUCCCUCCAACUUGUGUGCCUGACAGUUGUAUUGUUAACAUUUAUGAAGAAGGAGACUGUAUACCUCCUCACAUUGACAGCCAUGAUUUUGUUCGACCUUUCUGUACUGUGUCUUUUCUUAGCGAGUGCAAUAUACUAUUUGGAACAAACUUAAAAGCUGUUGGUGCCGGUGACUUUGAUGGUCCAAUUGCAAUCCCUCUUCCUGUGGGAUCUGUUCUUGUCUUAAAUGGAAAUGGAGCCGAUGUGGCUAAGCAUUGUGUGCCUUCAGUUCCUACAAGGAGGAUAUCAAUCACAUUUAGAAAAAUGGAUGAAGCAAAACGACCAGUAGGUUUUGUCCCAGAACCUGAUUUGCAGGGAAUUCAGCCAUUGUCAUAUGAACUGGAUAAAACAAAGAGGUUAAAUUCUCCUAAAUCUGAGCCUCAUGUGAAAAGGCGGCCAUUUGGUAGACAGGGUAAUAUGGAAGGAAGGAAAUUUGCAGAGAAUGGUUCCCAAUCAGAACCUCGUUACUCAAGUCGGAGUCGAUGGCAGGCUGUAAAUCAGCGUGGAUCAAGGGGAAUAUAA